Molecule: messenger RNA, 1832 nt
Organism: Drosophila kikkawai
Lineage: Eukaryota; Metazoa; Arthropoda; Insecta; Diptera; Drosophilidae
Product: fatty-acid amide hydrolase 2
Cellular component (GO): endomembrane system
Source: RefSeq, a predicted model, not a curated record
AGCUUUCGCUCUUAUCGGGGUGGCAACGUCUUGGUUAUAUCGCAACUCAGUGGUCGUUGGUCGUCGUCUGGUUUUGUCUCGAAUUUGCAUUGCGCAAAGUGCAAAACUCAGCGGAAAAAUCGAGCAACAUCAUCAUGUCGUUUUGGAGCCACGUACUGGAUGCCCUGCUGGCACUGGUCCACAUCCUUAGUGACCGACUGCUGGAGUUCACCCUGGGAUGGUAUUUGGGUCCGUUCAAGCGGGUUCCGGGUCCGCCCAGCCUGGAGCAGCAGGUGUUGCUCAGCAAGAGCGCCGUGGAGUUGGCGCAGCUUAUAAGGGAACGCAAGACCCGCAGUUACGACAUAGUCAAAGCCUAUUGUGAGCGUAUCGAAAGCGUCAACAGAGAUCUCAACGCCGUGGUCGAUGGACCCUUUCCGGAAGCCUUGGAUCAGGCACGCGAAAUCGACCGGAAGUUGUCCAAAAAGGAGUACAGCGACGAGGACUUCCGGCGCCAGCCAUUCCUUGGAGUGCCCUUCAGCACCAAAGAUAGUACGGCGGUGGCUGGAAAGCUCCAUACGUUGGGUCUUCUAUCCCGGAAAUCGGAACGAUCUGCUACAGAUGCCGAGUGCGUGCGGCUGAUGAAAGAAAGCGGCGCCAUUAUCAUCGCUACCAGUAAUGUCCCCGAGGUGAACAAGUGGAUCGAGACCAGGAAUAUGCUGAUUGGUGGCACCAAUAAUCCCUAUGAUCUCCGAAGGUCUGUGGGCGGCUCUUCCGGCGGAGAAGCUGCUCUCAUUGCCGCCUGUUGCACAGGCUUUGGCCUGGGAACCGACAUCGGCGGCUCCAUUAGAAUUCCCGCCUUCAAUUGCGGAGUCUUUGGGCAUAAACCCACUGCCGGAGCCGUCAAUAUGGCCGGAUGUACAUUCCGGACGGGCAAGGAGAAGGAAACGAUGGUGUGUGCCGGACCCAUGAGCCGUUUUGGCCGGGAUUUACUGCCCAUGAUGCAGGUUCUCGUAGAACCAUCGUUGAAAUCGAAGCUGAAGCUGGAUGAGCAGGUGGAUCUGAAGCGUCUCCGCUACUUCUAUGUGGCCUCCAAUGGCAUGGCGCAGUGCAAUCCUGUCAACAGAGAAACGGAGAGAGUUAUGUACAAGGUCCGCAAGCAUUUCGAGAGUGUCACCGGAAAGGAAGUGCGACAUGCAAACAUACCCAAUACCAAGCUGACCGGCAAGAUGUGGCGCUACUGGAUGACCCAGGAGCCGGCCAACUUUAAUCUGUUGCUGGGAAACGGUGCCGAGCUCAAUCCGUUUGUGGAGCUGUUCAAGAAAAUCCUGGGACAAAGCGACUACAGCAUGGCUGCUAUCUACGGGCUGAUUGACAGUGUUCUGCCUAAGGAAUCGGAGCGAUUGAUGCGGGAGGCCACCACCAAAUGCAAAAGGGUACUGGAGGAGCUGCUUGGUGACGAUGGCGUCCUGUUUUACCAUAGCUCACCGAGGACAGCACCCUUCCACUUCUACCCGCUGGUCAAGUUCAACGAUUUCGCGUACUUCAGCCUCUUCAAUGUGCUCCGUUUGCCGGCCACUCAGGUGCCCAUGGGUCUGGACUCGAAGGGAGUGCCUCUCGGCAUUCAGGUGGUGGCCAAUGCGAAUAACGAUCGGUUGUGCCUGGCUGUGGCCGAGGAACUGGAGCGAACUUUUGGCGGCUGGGUGCCUCCAUUUCCACUGAAACACUAGAGACUAAUGACAAAUGAUCAAAUUAUUGUUAAACUUUUGUAAUUUAGGUGUUGGUAACCUCUGGAGACUGUCGCUUGUGGCCUUGUUACAGGGAACUAAUAAAAUGUUGUACUCUUUUAUACUAAA